Messenger RNA from Cooperia oncophora, 315 nucleotides. NCBI's taxonomy places the organism in Eukaryota, Metazoa, Nematoda, Chromadorea, Rhabditida, Trichostrongylidae. The record is from the annotation of a GenBank genome assembly.
AUGUUGGCGUACAGUUAUAGCGGCAGUAACUUUCUCAUUAAACGUAAUUCACGAAAACAAGUGGCGACCAACAAUGUGGUGGAGAAGAUCGAGGAGUAUAAACGGGAACAACCAAGUAUAUUUGCUUGGGAAAUUCGCGAUAAACUCCUCACGGAUCAUAUCUGCUCCCAGGACACGAUACCAAGUGUGAGUUUACUGAAAAGUAAUGAAUCUGUAAGUAUAACAACUUUCGUAAUACUAAAGUCGAGUAAAGGUUUCGAGUCGAGACUGACAAGUGAAGUGCACAUGACCUCGAGGUAUGGAGGGCCCCUAUAG